Thalassophryne amazonica is the source of this 1659-nucleotide messenger RNA. It is a transcript of the gene prkag3a, whose product is annotated as protein kinase, AMP-activated, gamma 3a non-catalytic subunit. The coding region runs from base 64 to 1083 and encodes 339 amino acids. The transcript is spliced from 12 exons. NCBI's taxonomy places the organism in Eukaryota, Metazoa, Chordata, Actinopteri, Batrachoidiformes, Batrachoididae. The record is from RefSeq and is a predicted model, not a curated record.
CUUUGUGGGAAAUGGUAACAAAGUGAAGAGUCACCUCCAAGUUUUCGUAUUGAAAACUUUUUCAUGGACGCUCAGCAGAGUUCUUCUCAGGUGUCAUUACAAGAAAAGAAGCAGUGCACACAGAAAGAAGAUGCUGAUCCUACUGUCUACAUGAACUUCAUGAAAAGCCACUGUUGUUAUGAUGCCAUUCCAACCAGCUGCAAACUGGUCAUAUUUGAUACAAAGUUACAAGUGAAAAAGGCCUUUUUUGCACUGGUCUCAAAUAGCUUGCGAGCUGCACCUCUGUGGGACAGCAGGUUGCAAAGAUUUGUUGGGAUGCUGACUAUUACAGAUUUUAUCAACAUUCUUCACUGCUAUUACAGAUCUCCUAUGGUUCAAAUGUAUGAGUUGGAGAACCACAAGAUUGAGACGUGGAGAGGUGAUUCAUUUCAAAAUAUCUACUUACAAUAUUCCAACCCCUGCUUAAUUAGCAUUAACCCAGAAGACAGUCUUUUUAAGGCCGUCUAUUCCUUGCUAAAAUAUAAGAUCCACAGACUGCCUGUCAUUGAUCCUGAGUCUGGAAAUGUCCUGCAUAUUCUGACUCACAAAAGAAUCCUCAAGUUCCUCCAUAUAUUUGGUGAGAAAGUUCCCAAACCUGCAUUCAUUUUCAAACAAAUCCAGGAGCUUGGUAUUGGGACAUUCAGGAACAUCGCCACAAUUCAGCAGACUGCAUCACUUUAUGAUGCCCUAUCCAUUUUUGUAGAAAGGAGGGUUUCGGCAUUGCCGGUGGUCGACGAAGAAGGCAAAGUGGUUGCACUCUACUCGAGAUUUGAUGUGAUUAAUCUCGCAGCACAGAAAAUGUACAACAAUUUGGACAUGACUAUGCAGGAGGCCGUGUGCAGGCGCUCUGGUUUGUUUGAGGGUGUGAUCAAAUGCUACCCUGAUGAAACCCUUGAAACGGUCCUAGAUCGUAUUGUGAAAGCUGAGGUCCAUCGGCUGGUUCUGGUGGACAGGGCUGAUGUGGUGAAGGGUAUCAUCUCUUUGUCAGACCUCCUGCAGGCCCUGGUCUUAACCCCUGCAGGUAUUGAAACCAUUUUGUUGUAGUACCACGGAACCAAAGUGUCACCAUCCAUUCUUUGCCACCUGCUUAAGUCCUGGUCCUGUACCCAGGCGGGUAGUCUCUUCAGCCUAUCUCCCUGAGUUAUCUGAACUGAGAACUCUUGAUAAAAGAAAACCCACCUGUUGGUCUAAAAAUGUCCCACUUACAUUCUCCAAAUGGGAAAGUGUUUUGCAUAACUCCAAGAAUCAAAGGUUUUGAAGGACUUGCAAACACUUGUGCAGCUUCUUGGUCAAUUCAGAGAUCCCCUGAACAUUUCAAGGAUUCUUAAGAAUGAUUUAUGUCUUUCCAGAAAUGUGGCUGUGAAAGGUCUCUGGCUGUGCUUCUUCACAUUGACGUGGCUUUUCUGAAAUCAGUGAAGAGAGCAUUUAGAAGUUUAUUCAAAUAAACUUCUAGAUAUCCUCUAUUUGGCCAACUGAGAAUCGUCAUUGACUGUAAGGAGCAUGUUAAAAAACUAAAAUUGGAAGCUGUCUUCUCAAAGGGCUACAGCUGAUUUGAUCAAAUUGAUCAAUAUGUUUACUCAACGUUGUGUAUUUGUGUAUUAAACAUUUGUUGGAAUGAUU